This is a messenger RNA of Pseudo-nitzschia multistriata, 1957 nucleotides long. The record is from the annotation of a GenBank genome assembly. Lineage: Eukaryota; Bacillariophyta; Bacillariophyceae; Bacillariales; Bacillariaceae.
CCUUCGGAUCGUUCCUCUUCUUCUUCGACGAAACGACAAACGCGGCGCUGCCCCUGCGGUGGACACGGCGGAGCCUUCCAUAGAUUUCAGGCCAUCGACCUUCCAUUCCAACCCACCCCUUCCCACCAAGGAUGCCGGCCCGUUCCCCCUCUCCCGGGCCGCCGCAAUGGACCACCGUCUCCGUGCCCCUGCUGCUGGGAGUCUCGGUGCUGACCUCCCUCGGUGCCGUUCUCCGGUCCUUCGAAGCCGGAAGCUGGACCGCGUUGCCCGAUGGGUCCGCUCCCGGCGGGGGCUUUGCUCCCAUCCUGCGGAGCGGGGAACCCGUUGCUCGCAAGAGGCUUUCCUUUCCCGCCCCUUCCCCCGUCUUUCACCGCACCAAGUACACCUUUGAUUCCUUUGUGGUGAACGGGGUCGACCUGGCCCGGUUCGGCCUGGGGGACGAACGAACCAGCAUCGGGGGCGAAUCCGGUGGCGGCGAUGUCCCGCCCUUUGCCCUCUUUGGGGACUUUGACCUGUCGGCCGAGCUCGAAGGGAACGAGACCUGGAUCGAGCUCCUGGAACGCCGGAGGGACGCGACCCACCCCUCGCUGAGCUUCUACGUCGACAAGGUCGCCUUCAAGCGGUGGCUUGCGUCCUCCGGGCCGGGGGCCGGCGUCGAGGGCAUCCCCUCCCUGGCCCUUGCCUACGCGGACGAGCUCUUGGGGGAAAGCAGGGGCCUUUCGGAGGCCCUCCGAAAGCGGCUCCCCGAGACCGGGGACUACGUCGCCAAGCCGACCCACCUCUCCUGCAGCGGGGGGGUCUGGCUCGUCCACAACGACCCUUCCGAGAACACCACGCACGUCGGGAACGGCAAGAAGCCGAUGGCGGUCUUCGAAGGGAGCGGGGACGUCCGGGACACCAUCGCCGGUGACCUCGCGGAAAACCUCGGGAGGGUCCAGGAGAAGUGCGGCCGGACCGUCCGGGAGUCCUACGCCCUGCGGCACGUCCGGCCGGGGAUCGUCGUGGAGGAGCGCUUCACGCAGCCGGGGGGGACGCACGGGCACCACAAGGACGGCGGAAGGGACGAUCCCGGCGGAAGGGCCGCCUUCUUCAGGGGCGGGAUGGAGUUCAAGGUCUUUACCAUCUGGGGCAGGGCCUGGCUGACCGUCUGGAGGCCGGGGACCGACGGGGUGAGGGCCCUGUUUUUCCGCAACGGGACCAGCCUGGCCUUUGACCCCCCCGCGAAGAAGCGCAAGCAGGGGGCGGGGAGGGAAGCUCCCCCCCGAGGGGACCCCGAGCCCCUCCCGGACUGGAUCGACUGGGAAAGGGUCGUGUCCAUGGGGGAGCGGCUCGGCCGGAACAAGGACAUGUUCCGGACGGACAUCUUUGUGGGGGUCGGCAGCGGAAGCAGAACCUUGAAAAGCGGGGGAAACACCCAUGGGGGGGCGGUGCGGUACGUCGUGUCCGAGACCGAGAUCCACCCCACGCCGCUCCGGGGCUUCGAGGAGGUCUUCGAGGAGGCCGGUCGUUUGUGGCUGGCGGGGUACUACCUGCUGCAUGAGCGCCACGGGCUCUCGGUCGUUCCCAACACGGAGGUUCCCCCCUCCUUUGGCGGAGCCGUCCCUCUCUCGUGACGAGACGAUGCGAUGCCUGAAUCGCUGCCCGUCUGUGUCAAACAGGCGGGGCAGAGAACCAGCAACCACCUCCCGAGCAGUCCCAUGCAAAACGAGUGCCACGGGAGCCACCGUGUGGUGUGGGUUGGUGUGGUGUGGUGUGGUGUGGUUGUGGUGUGGUUGUGUUCUCAUGGGUUACCGGCAGCAGUCGAUCGCACCCCGUUCGACGAACGAACAGAAUCCUGCCCGAAACAGUGCAUUCUCAAACAACGUGGGCACCGGUGUAACAUGGAUUGCAUCGUGUUCGGUGUCGGUGUUUUGAAUAAUAAUAAGUACGAUUAUACUAAUAAAUAUUAAAAUAUGCA